Messenger RNA from Penicillium paradoxum, 741 nucleotides. RefSeq lists its product as uncharacterized. Lineage: Eukaryota; Fungi; Ascomycota; Eurotiomycetes; Eurotiales; Aspergillaceae. Bases 1 to 741 code for a protein of 246 amino acids. Gene Ontology annotation, cellular component: cytoplasm; nucleus. The record is from RefSeq and is a predicted model, not a curated record. The transcript has 3 exons.
AUGAAGUUCCUGUGUCUCCCAGGAGGGUACUGCAGCGCCAAGGCUCUCAAAACACAACUAGGGCCGUUCUGCGAUGCGCUCGUAUCCAAUGGAAAGGCCGGCUUCUACUACACUCAAGGCACCACCGAGGUGCAUGUUCCCCCAGAACAUGCCGGGUUUUUCGGUCCGCCGCCAAAUUAUACCUUCAUGAAGGUCGAUGGACCCGAAUUGGUUCAUAUGAACAUGAGCGACUUUCCGAAGCGCGACACCCCAGAAGAAGCGAUGAAAGUUGCACGGGAGUUGGCUGGUCACCCCACAUUCUCCUGUAUCGUCGAGGUCGUGGACCGUCUGGUCGACAUUCUUGAUAGUGAAGGCGAUAUUGAUGGUGUGCUUGGGUACUCUGAAGGCGCCCAAAUUGCCGCAUCGCUCAUUCUCGAGGAACAGAGGAGGGAAAGAGAGUUCGGUCGGAAACCCCGACUCAAAUGCGCAAUCUUUUUCUGUGGAUGGCCUCCAAUACACUCGGUCAGUGGCAAGAUUGUGCUAGCUGAUGACUUCGAGGAAGAGCCGAUCACUAUUCCGACCUGUCAUGUCAUCGGUGCGUCGGAUCCAUUCCUUGAUGGGGCAAUGGCACUAUACAACAUGUGCGAUCCAGAUACCGCGGAUCUCUUUGAUCAUGGAGGGGGGCAUGUCCUCCCUAGAGGGAAACAGACGGUCCAAGAGCUUACCGUCACUGUACGCGAGAUGAUCAAUUCCGUAUCUUGA